Molecule: messenger RNA, 1605 nt
Organism: Penicillium chermesinum
Lineage: Eukaryota; Fungi; Ascomycota; Eurotiomycetes; Eurotiales; Aspergillaceae
Product: cytochrome P450
Exons: 3
Coding region: 1-1605 (534 amino acids)
Molecular function (GO): heme binding; iron ion binding; monooxygenase activity
Source: RefSeq, a predicted model, not a curated record
AUGUAUCAAAAGUUCUACAUCGGACAACUCACCGACCUAUAUUCGCACAGCCUCGACGUCUCCAAGUUCCCCAGCAUUGAGCAACUCAGAGCGACCUUGGCUGAGGUUUUUGGAUUUGCCGAUACAAAGUCAAUAUGGCUGGUCGACGGACAAGGGAACUCGAUAUCGAAUCUACAGAGCGUGGUUACGGUGGCGGACCAUGUGGAAGUGCGAGCAACCGCCCAUGAGUCCAUCCGCGAGCCUCCUGGGCCUCGCCUCAUCCCGUUCGUUGGCAACCGCUACGAGCUGUAUCCAGACGUCCUCGGAAACUAUGAUCGACUGUUCUCGCUAUACGGGCCAAUGAUUAAGACGGUCAACAUGGGAACGACCAUCUACCACACAAAUGACCCGGCCAUCGCCCGCCACGUGUUGCGCGAGGAUCAGCUCUUCACCAAGACUACGUCCGACCCAUCGCACCCACUGCACUACAUGGCUGACCAGGACUGCUUGUUUACCUGCGACAGCGCAUCUCCCGCCUUUGCGCCGAGCCACAAAUUUGAUGCGGCUCAAUCCAUCUUCCCGGCAUUCGAUCAGUUGGCCGAAGCCAAUCUCGCAGUCAAUGUCUACCAAUACAUGUUCAAGCUCGCAGCUCAAAUUAUCUGGCGAGUCAUGCUCAAUCAGGACCUGAAGCAUUUCGAGUCGCCCAAGACGCCGCCGUCGUUUCCCGUGCGGCUCUUUGGCCAGUACCUCUCGCUGAUGAAGAAAUCAUCCAUGCGGCCGCAGUGGAUCAAGUAUCUUCCCUUUGGCGAUACCGCGAAAUUGAAACGUGUCCGUCAGCAAGUGCUGGAUACAACUGAAGAGGCCAUGAAGGCGAGCGUGCAAACGGACAGUCCUCCCCUCCGCUUAUCCGAGCCCACGGCCAUCCAGAGCGCUACCUGCGUGGCUGACUUCUUGUACCGUGCGCGCGACAAGGACGGCAACGGUCUUCCGUAUGAGCUGGUUCUCGGUAAUGUGGUCGUGAGCUGUGGUGCGGGGUUCACCACCAGCUCAUCUCUGCUCUCCUGGGCGCUGUACUCCCUCGUGCGGUAUCCGGGCAAUCAGCAAAGACUCUUCGAAGAGAUUAGAAGCCAUCGUAGUAGGAACUAUGGCCGGUGGACCUACGACGAGAUUCACGGGAUGAAGUUUCUGGACUGCUUCGUCAAAGAGGUUCUCCGUCUUCAUGGCCCCAGCUUCCAGACCGCACGCAACGCAAAACAAGACGCGGUCCUGCCCGGCGGGUACCUGAUCCCCAAGGGUUCCAUUGUCAUUGCCUGCUUUCCCAGUUUACACAAGAACCCAGCCCAUUGGGAGAAUCCGCAACGGUUUGAUCCGGACCGGUGGGCGCAACAAGACUUUGCCACGCAAAUGGCUCGCCAAGGGUCAUACACUCCGUUCGCAGCAGGAGCUCGCGGGUGCGUGGGCUUCAAUUUGGCACUGACCCAGGUCAAGAUAGUUCUAGUCGAGCUGGUCUACCGAUACGAAUUUGACGACUCGUCACCGGAGACAGUCGUGUACGAUCCCGAGUUCUUGGUUGUGCGGCCCUUGAAUUUCUACGCGGGGAUAACGAGACGCGUUCAUUCGGAUUAA